AAUAAAAUAACAAGUUCAAAGAUCACUAAAAAAGAAAAAGAAAAUAAAAUAAAAUCUCUCUGAGGUUGUCUCUGUGUGUCAACUCUCAACUCUUCCAUUGAAAAAUGUCACAAACGACAGAACCACCGUUCCUCCUCCGACGAAGGAAGAAUGAUCUCCCAGACGACAUCGUACUCAACAUCCUGACAAGGCUGCCUGCCAAAUCACUCAUAAGAUUCAGGUGCGUUUCCAAACCCUGGGACUCCUCAAUCACCAGCUCCUAUUUCAUCUCAACUCACCUCAAUAACUUAGCUCAUGAUAAUGAUAAUGAUAAUGGCGAUGGUGAUGGUUACAUCAUACACAUGCCGUGGCGUACACAUGAAACCAUGAAUUCUUCUAACAGACCAGUUUGUACGAUCGCUUUUGACCGCACGUUUGAUAGGAUUUCUGAGGUUGAAAUUCCCUUUGAUUUUCCUUCUGGGCGUGCUCUUAUAGUCGGUUCCUGUAAUGGGUUAUUGUGUCUUGCUGCUAAUAGGGGUCUAAACAUUUCUGAUUACGUUAUAUAUUUGUGGAACCCCAGCAUUAGAAAAUUCCAGAGGUUGCCUGAUUCUUGCUUAGGAAAGUUGGGUUUUGCUAAACUCGGAUUUGCGUAUCAUUCGGAGAACAAUGACUACAAGGUUUUGAGGAUUUCGAGUUAUCCUACGGUGAGACCGUCUGUGCCUGAUGAGAUUGAGGUGUACUCGUUAAGUUCAGAUUCAUGGAGAAGGGUUGGGAUGUCAUUGAGAUCCAAUGUUAGUAAUAAAAGUUUUUUUUUACCAGCUGCAUUGGUUAGUGGAGCUUGGCACUGGAUCUCACGUGUCAUAGAAGGAGAAGAGGAGCGCAAGGUUGAAUUGAUUAUGUCAUUUGAUGUCAAUAGUGAGGAAUUUAGAAUGUUAAGAAUGCCUGAUGGUGCUAUGUCAAUAGUGAGAUUUCAGACACGUCUUGCAUCAUUCAAGGGGAAACUGGCUCUCCUUACAUGUGGACAAAGUGAACAACGUGGUGGCUGCCUAUACUCCAUCUGGGUGAUGAGGGAGUAUGGCGUGCUUGAGUCUUGGAAUAAACUUUUUGUUGUACCACUUGAGAGAUUAGCUUUCUGCAUUGGCUUCACCAUGUAUGGUUCACUUUUGCUUCGCUGUCCCCAGUCCAACAAUCAAGCAGACAAGUUUGUUUUAGUUGACACUAAAAAUCUACAUGCGAAGGAUUCUGAUAUCCAACAUCCUUCAUGUGUGGCUACUUUCAUGGAGAGCCUUGCUUUACUUGAUGGAGCAAACAUGGUGUCUUACUAAGCAGAUGGUGGCAUGCAUAUUAGAAGUGAAGUCCUUAGUGGUAUGGAUGAAAUUUCCUUUAGUAGCAAGAAUGAUAGCAUUGCGAAAAGCUUGAUUUUUAUCCCAGUUUUACAAUAUCCUUUUUGUGGCUACUAUAUAUUAUUAUAUGACAUUUCUUUUUGGACCUUUUUUGUGCACAAGCCUAGAUUUGGCCAUGUGACAAUGUCAAUAGUAAACAGUACUUGGUAAACAUAAUCCUUAUUUGCUUAUGUUUCCCUCUGAUAGUGUUAUAAAGAUCUAGAUUAUUGCUAUCUUGACUACAAUUUAGAAGAAGAAAUGACCAAAAAAAAAAAA
Messenger RNA from Quercus lobata, 1637 nucleotides. RefSeq names its product F-box protein CPR1-like. Gene Ontology annotation, molecular function: protein binding. Bases 105 to 1304 code for a protein of 399 amino acids. The transcript has a single exon. NCBI's taxonomy places the organism in Eukaryota, Viridiplantae, Streptophyta, Magnoliopsida, Fagales, Fagaceae. The record is from RefSeq and is a predicted model, not a curated record.